UACCUUAGAUUUUACAAUAAUAACAUAUCCAAAUGGAAGACGAAGCAUCAGUUUCAGGGGACUGGCUGAUGAUACUUCUUCUUCUCUUGUUUCUUUUUCUUGCUAAAUUCAUACUUGAAAGAAAUAAUAAGAACAACAAAAAUCUACCACCAAGUCCAACUUCUCUACCAAUCAUAGGUCACCUUCAUCUCAUAAAUCAACCCUUACACCGAAGCCUACACAACCUAACAAAGAAAUAUGGCCACAUCCUAUUCCUCAAACUUGGCACACGCAACGUUCUUGUCGUCUCUUCACCUUCCGCCAUUGAAGAAUGCUUCACAAACAAUGAUAUCAUUUUUGCAAACCGUCCCCAAACACUUGCUGGGAAGCAUCUCAACUACAAUUGUAAGACAAUGGCGUUUGUUCCCUAUGGCGACCAUUGGCGCAGCCUCCGCCGUCUAACAUCUCUUGAGCUCUUCACCGCCAACCGUCUUGCCAUGCUUGCUAGAGUCCGAGAGGACGAGGUUCAGUUGUUGCUGAAACAACUUUUUCAAGAUUGCAAAGCUCAAAACUUAAAGGUAUAAGUUUAGACCUAAAAUUUUAAGUAUGAAUUGUAAAAAUAUUUGA
Arachis ipaensis is the source of this 606-nucleotide messenger RNA. The record is from RefSeq and is a predicted model, not a curated record. Lineage: Eukaryota; Viridiplantae; Streptophyta; Magnoliopsida; Fabales; Fabaceae.